GUGUGUGAACCUGAGAAGUCUUCCAAGAUGAUCUGGUGUGUUUUAAUGAUAGGGAUUCUACUUCCUCAGUCUUCAGCCCAUCCAGGCUUUUUUACUUCAAUUGGCCAGAUGACUGAUUUGAUCCAUACUGAGAAAGAUCUGGUGACAUCACUCAAAGAUUAUAUUAAAGCAGAAGAGGACAAGUUAGAACAAAUAAAACAAUGGGCAGAGAAGUUAGACCGACUGACCAAUACAGCAACCAAAGAUCCAGAAGGGUUUGUUGGGCAUCCUGUAAAUGCAUUCAAGUUAAUGAAACGUCUGAACACUGAAUGGAGCGAGCUGGAGAAUCUGGUCCUCAAGGAUAUGUCAGAUGGCUUUAUCUCUAAUCUGACCAUUCAGAGGCAAUACUUCCCUAAUGAUGAAGAUCAGGUUGGAGCGGCUAAAGCUCUGAUUCGUCUACAAGACACCUACAAUCUGGACACAGACACCAUCUCAAAGGGCAAUCUUCCAGGAGUGAAACACAAGUCUUUUCUAACAGCCGAAGACUGCUUUGAGUUGGGCAAAGUGGCCUACACAGAAGCAGAUUAUUACCACACGGAACUGUGGAUGGAACAAGCACUAAUGCAGCUGGAGGAAGGCGAGGUUUCUACCAUAGACAAAGUCUCUGUCCUAGAUUAUUUGAGCUACGCCGUGUACCAGCAGGGAGACCUGGAUAAGGCGCUUUCACUCACAAAGAAGCUUCUUGAACUAGAUCCUGAACAUCAGAGAGCUAAUGGUAACUUAAGAUAUUUUGAGUAUAUAAUGACUAAAGAAAAAGAUACCAAUAAAUCUGCUUCAGAUGACCCAUCUGAUCAGAAAACUACACCAAAGAAAAAAGGGAUUGCUGUGGAUUACCUGCCAGAGAGACGGAAGUACGAAAUGCUGUGCCGUGGGGAGGGUAUCAAAAUGACUCCUCGGAGACAAAAGAAGCUGUUCUGCCGAUACCACGAUGGAAACCGGAAUCCUAAAUUUAUUUUGGCACCAGCCAAACAGGAGGAUGAGUGGGACAAGCCUCGUAUUAUUCGUUUCCAUGACAUUAUUUCUGAUGCAGAAAUUGAGAUUGUCAAAGACUUAGCAAAACCAAGGCUGAGCCGAGCUACAGUACAUGACCCUGAGACGGGGAAAUUGACCACAGCACAGUACAGAGUAUCUAAGAGUGCUUGGCUGUCUGGCUAUGAAGACCCUGUGGUGUCAAGAAUUAAUAUGAGAAUACAAGACCUCACAGGACUGGAUGUUUCCACAGCAGAGGAAUUACAGGUAGCAAACUAUGGAGUUGGAGGACAGUAUGAACCCCAUUUUGACUUUGCACGGAAAGACGAGCCAGAUGCUUUCCAAGAGCUUGGGACAGGAAAUAGAAUUGCUACAUGGCUGUUCUAUAUGAGUGAUGUGUCUGCUGGAGGAGCUACUGUUUUUCCUGAAGUAGGAGCCAGUGUUUGGCCCAAAAAGGGCACUGCUGUCUUCUGGUAUAAUCUGUUUGCCAGUGGAGAAGGAGAUUACAGUACACGGCAUGCAGCCUGUCCCGUGCUAGUUGGAAACAAAUGGGUAUCCAACAAAUGGCUGCAUGAACGUGGACAAGAAUUUCGAAGGCCAUGCACCCUGUCAGAAUUGGAAUGACAGACAAGCUCCCCUCCUCGCUCCUGUUGUUCUCUAAUCCGCCUGGCACAAUUGCUGAUUAUAACUUUCAGAAGUUUACAGCUGACUAACACUCCAUUAUUAAUUUGGUCAUGAACUUCAUCCUGUGUUUUGACUGUGGACAAUCACUUAUUUUGUGGGGUUUUUUUGUUUUUUAAUUAACGAUCACAUUAUGUAAAAUUUUGCAGUUCAGUUAUCACAGGAUACAGGACAUUUAAAAUGAAGAAUCCUAAUUUUGUUGUUUAAAAGACUUUUUUUAAUCUAACCAAAAAGAAGAGACGACAACGACCAAUUGUAGAUUUUGCCACCUCUCAGUAGAUGGUGGGCCAAGCGAGGCUGUGCAUGGUGCAGACGCCUAGCCUCCUGCUCUCCCUUUGUGGGAUUGCUGAGACAGUAAUAUACUAGGACUCUAGUCUGGGCCCAAGGGGUUUGCCUCCAUCUAUUAUUCCACGUUCAUAAUUCUUAUUAUUUAAAGAAACUAUUUUUACCAAAUUUCCCUCCUCACCACUGGUGAAUUCAACUGGUUUGAGAAAACUACUUUGUUCAAAAAAGUCCUGCAUAGCAGAACUGCCCCUCACAGCUGAGAUGCUCAGACUUAGACGUUUUCUUCAAUGACUGAUCAUGUCCAGAGACUUGUUGUUCCAAGUGCCAGUACCCUGUGCCUACCACAGCAGGUGGUGGUGUUGGCAUUCUGAGUAAACACUGUGCCUUAGGAGACUGGGAGUUAAAAUGUACAGGUCCUUGUAAUGAUGAGUGAGGGAGUUGAUUUUUAAAAAGAAAUCUCUUUUAUAAAAAGCCAAAAUGUUUUUUUUUUCUUUUUAAUUCUGAAACGUGUUAUAACAGUGACCUAUUUAUGAUCUUAAAUCUUUUUUAAAAAAUGUUUCUGUGUGGUAUUUUCAUGUUUAAAUUCAAAUAUAAAACAACAGUGCUCACAGGUUAAUAUACAUUACUCCUUUACUACAUAGAGCUUAGGGUUAGUAUUUGUGGUUAGACAUUUAGUCAAUCAAAAUACGUUUCCUUGGGGUCUAGCUUGCCUGGCCCACUCCAGACUAUGAGACACUAACAGAAAGUCCGCUUUCUUCAGAGACAGUCUUGCUGUGAUUAUGAGUCUUAGCAAUAAUUAUACUCACGCUUUCUCUUA
Molecule: messenger RNA, 2791 nt
Organism: Cricetulus griseus (Chinese hamster)
Lineage: Eukaryota; Metazoa; Chordata; Mammalia; Rodentia; Cricetidae
Source: RefSeq, a predicted model, not a curated record